GUGGUAGCGGAGAUUAACAGUGUUCACUAGCUAGCUGGGGGAAAAAAGCGUCUGGCCAACGCUAAAAAAUAAUAACGCAAACUGAAGGUUUUUGAGUUCUUAUUUUACCGCAGACUUCUGAGAUUUCUCUAGCAGAAGAUUUAUCUUUAAAACCAAAGGAACAAAAUGUAUGCUCUUGAUUCCCACAAAACUUUCCCAUUUUGACACUCAUGGAAGUUUAACAGCUGUAGAGUCUUACCAAAAAUGUUAUACUGCAGUCAUCUCUUGGUUUGUCUAUUGGGGGAUCAUCCGUGGGGCGGAUUUGUCCUGCCCUGGAUUCAGAGGCAAUGGAGCUGGGUCUGCAUGAAGCAGGCUGCAUUAUGAAUGGCCUGGCAGCACCCAUGUGGCUCUGUAAAAUUGUCAGCUUUGAGUGUCUGUUCCCUAGUCAGAAGUCUCUCAGCAUUUCUUUUCUCCACUAUAACCUUAUUGUGGCUGAAUCUACAUCUAAUUUAUAUCAUCCAUGUUUCGGGUUAUUUUACCUUCCCUCCAUUAUGUUGGAUAAGCCAGAGCUGGCUGUAGUCCUCUGGCUGUUCACGGUUCUGAGUAAGUCAGUGUAACACUCUAGGGAAAUUAUGUAUUGCAGAUUGAUUGGUUCCGUAGCUAUUUUAUUGACUGUUGAUGUUCUUAUGAUUAUCUUUGCUGAGCUAUUGUUUCACACUGUGCACUGAUAGGAAAUGAGGAGAGAGGUGCCUGCAUGCCUGGACUGAGUGUCUAAUGUGUCCUGGCCUUCUGACUAGGUUUAUCUGAGCAGUACUGUAGGCAUACUAAAGAAAGUGCUUGAACCUGGGAAGCUUAUUUUUGCCUAGUAACAAAGGAAGAGGGGACUUGAAAUUUUCAGUAAGUCAGCUGACAAGCAAUCUAAAGUUGAUUUUAAAAAAGCCUUUUCUGCAGCCAAGAGUGCCUGAAAAGGAACCAUGCUAUAUGGAAAUACCCUCUGAAGAUAGGAAACUCAUAGAAGGCUUGGGUCAAAUACAGUCUUUCCAUCCAUUUCUUCUCCCUCACUGCCCCCUGCCGUGAAAGGAGAGGAGACUGAAGCCAGGAUCACCAGAGCAGUGUUUUUCUUCACAAGGGUACAUCCCUUGUGCUGUAUAAAAUGCAGAAUAAUUGUGUUGGAAGUUGUUUGCACAGUAUUACGUGCAAUUAUCAUGAAGAAGUAAAGCUAGGGAGCCCAUAGCUGGGCAUACUUGAGAAUGACAAGAUUAAUCUGUGGGAAAGUUUGGAAGACAUUAGUCAUGUGGAUGUUGAGAUCCCACUUUUGGGAUGGAGUGACAAGGAAAUGAAACGCAUAGACCGAACAGCUAGUGCUUUAAUAAACUGAGACCGCAGGAUGACUAAGAGGACCCAGUGGAGUAGCUUGAUAGGGAUCUGGAAAUGGGAAGUUAGACGUGGGCUGCGAAGGUCUGAUGCACAAACAUCUGGACUGCUGUGAGAGUAGGAAAGAUAGAGGCUGGAGGAACACCUUGGGCCAUUAAGUUUGCUAAAAUGAAAUUUUGGUUUAUGAUUUCUCUUAUAAGUGUCAAGUGGCAUUUUGCAUUAAAAGAAUAAUCUGGCUUGUGCAUUCUCUGUUUCUGUACUUACAUGGUUAAGAAUUAAUCCAUUCUCCUUUGCUAAUACAGUGCAGUGAUUCUUACUACGAGUAUGAGAUAUUUCUAAAUAAAGCUAUUGGAUCUAGAUUAUGGAGUGGUUUGGCCUGUGUUGAAAUCAUUAGGAAUAACACCCAUACAAGUCCGCGUAAGCUGUAAAAUUUGUCUGCAAGUACAAUUUGAUGGCAGAUUCAUAGGGUGAUUUAUACUAGACCUCACCAUAGUCUAGGAAGAGUUUUGGCCAUGUCAUAAACAGAGAAUAUCAUUUCUCAAAAUACUUAGAGCAGUUAUUAAUUAAUACCCAAGUGAGGGGUUGACUGGCAUUGUAGUGUUGAAAAGUAUUUAUCUGUUGAAAAAUGUAACUGCCUUGAGCCCAAUAUUUCUGUAUAUUAAAGAGAGUGCAUUCUGAAGCUGCAGUGAAGAAGAACUCUGCUGUUGACCUCAGAGGAGCCAGGAUGGGACUGGUGAAAACAGAAUGGAUCAUGUGCAAGCAAUGCAGGAAAGAAAAGCUCUUCAUACUUUACUGGCAAAACGGCAGGAAGAUCUGCCUCCUAGGAGAAUGAAAGAUAGCUACUUGGAAGUUGUCCUACCUCUAGGAAGUCAACCUGAAAUAAGAGAAAAGUAUCUGAAUGUGCACAACAGUGUAAGGUUUGGAAGAAUUCUUGAAGAUCUUGACAGUUUAGGAGUUCUUAUUUGCUACACUCACACAAAGCAGGAAGCACAGCCAAGGUCUCCCUUAUCAAUCGUUACAGCCCUCGUGGAUAAAAUCAAUUUGUGCAAAAAGAUUAUAUAUCCAGACGGUGACAUCAAAUUCACAGGCAAUGUUUCCUGGGUUGGCAGGACCUCAAUGGAAGUGAAGAUGCACAUGCUGCAGCUACAUGAUGGUGACUACAGCCCGGUAUUAGAUGCAACCUUUGUCAUGGUGGCCCGGGAUCCAGAAAACAAACGGCCAGCAUUUGUUAAUCAACUAAUUCCUGAGAGCCCUGAGGAAGAAGAAAUCUUCAAGCAAGGGGAAUUGAACAAGACAAGGAGGAUUGAUUUCAGCACUGCUUCCUUACUGAAGAUGGCUCCCACAGCAGAAGAAAGAAACAUUGUUCAUGACAUAUUCCUUAAUACGUUGGACACAAGGACAGUAAGUUUCCGGAGUCGUGUAUUACCACCCAAUUCAAUGUGGAUGGAAGAUGCAAAGCUGAAGAGCCUACAGAUUUGCCACCCUCAGGAGCGGAACAUCUUCAAUAGGAUCUUUGGGGGUUUUCUCAUGAGGAAAGCAUUUGAACUGGGAUGGGCAACUGCUUGCAGCUGUGGGGGUUCCAGACCUUUUAUCGUAUCUGUUGAUGAUAUCAUGUUUCAGAGGCCAGUUGAGGUUGGAUCCUUACUACUGCUUUCUGCACAGGUUUGUUACACGGAAAAAAACUAUAUCCAGGUUCGAGUACACAGUGAGGUUUAUGAUGCAGAUACCAGAGAGCACCACACAACCAAUAUCUUCCAUUUUACAUUUAUAUCAGAAAAGGAGGUCCCACGGGUUGUCCCUAAAACGUAUGGAGAGUCCAUGUUGUAUUUAGAUGGGAAGAGACACUUUGCUGCAACCAUGAAAGAAAUCUGAGGCACUGAAUGCGCAUCAACAGUGUAGCAGCAUGCGGUCUUUGAAAGGCAGCUGUCACCAGAGAUGACUACCAGACAGAUGCCUGCAGUACCAAAAAAAAAAAAAAAAAAAGAGUUCCUUUUUAGCACUAUUUAUGUAUUUGCCUAUAAGUGGAUUUCUUAUUCUCUGCUACGAGCAUUUUUUUUUAGAAAUCUACUUUGACGCAGCAACUCUUUUAGGAAAAAAGUCUGAAAAAAUACCAUCUUAAACUUUAGAAAGCUUCUGUCUGUCUGCUUUGAGAGAUCUCAUUACCACCUUUGCUGUCUUGUCACCAUCUGCCUUAUUUCCCUUGAUAGUUCCCUGUUGUGCUUCACUGAUAAGAGAUAGAAGUUCUAUCAGAAGAAUAUGGGCAAUAAGUAUAUAAACACAGGUGAAGCCGUUUGACAAACAUUCUUGUGUAAAUUAGGUUUAGGUUUUUUUUUUUUUUUUAUCAAAGACACAAGCAUCUGAACAGCAGCAGAAGCUCACAAAUGAUUAGCGUGUGCACACAAUAUUAGUUUGUGCCAUAUACAAGCAGGCAUUUUUCCAUCAUCUGGGAUUUUACAGGGUUGUUGCAGCUUCUAUUUUGGAUGGUUUCCUGUUCCCUUGGGAGUAGACUAUUUUUUUGUAAUGAAAUCAAAUGGCCAGAAGGGCUGUUCUGGCAUUCUGUUUGCAUACAGCCAGUCCUGCUAGCCUCUUCUAAAAACUUUUUUUUUCUUUGCUAUAACUGCAAGUGUGUUCCUGAAUGAAUUGUUCCUGAUGAUCUGUAGAGCAGAGAUCUGACGGAGAUUGGGAAAGGACGUUGUGGAGCGGAACAGUUCGGUUUGUUUGGGGUUGGGAGCAGAGAAGGGAAAACGCUAUUAAAAUCGUUAAUGGUUGUAUUUGAUUGAUGCAGGAGUCAGGAGUCCAGAGAAUCUGUGUUGAGCAGCUCCCAAGUCAGCUGCUGAAAGGCAAGAGAACUGUUACUCCCCUGUGGGGGAAUAGCUAUACCACCCCUAUAUGGGGGUAGACUCUGCUGGACUAUGAGUAUUGCAGUGCUUUAGAGGUUGUGAAGUUUAUUUGUGAAGGACAGCCACGAUCACAAAAUUGGAUCUCUGAUACCUUCAAAUCAAGACUGAUGUCCUGUGUGAUCAAGACGCCCAAACAGGAGUAGCUGGGCUCAGCGGUAGGUUAAAUGCAUGAACUAUCAUGUCUUACAGUGCAGGGAAAUAAACUCAGCUGUCCCUUGGAGGUUUAAAAUCUCCAAAAUGGGGAAGCAGCAGGUAGAUUUGGUGUGACUCAGCAAAGAUGCAUGAAACAGGUUGAUAAAGUAAAGCAAUGUGAUGAGAUUUAAUUUCAAAGUAGGAAAAUUUGAAAAAUUCAUGAUUAGGACCAGCUUUUUCUGGUGCUGGAAUGAUAGUGUGAAGUUCAUGGCUCGUAAAAACCGAUUGCCGUUCAUGGAAGGGGAAUGAGCGUUCUGUCAAUCGGCAUGUUAUGCAUUGGCCUUUCCUUUCCAAGAUUCUCCUGCAUGUGUAUUUAUGAGUUAAGCAGCUUUCCAGUAGAGAAACAGUGGUGUUACCUGAUACAGAUUGGAUUGAUGCAUUGCAGUAAUAGUAUGCUCCCUGCUCUUUAUAGAGAGUUCCUUGCUUCAGCCACACUCCAUUGCAGAUGCAGCUGUAUGAUCUUAUAAUCCUUUUCUUUAACGGUUAUGGAACUGUGGGUAUGUAUGAUGUGUGCAUUUUCUGUUUUCCUCCUCUUCGUACUCUCAAACUCUUUGGAAGCUGAACAUAUUUGAUCACACAAAUAAAGAACUGAAAUUCUA
Struthio camelus australis is the source of this 5044-nucleotide messenger RNA. NCBI's taxonomy places the organism in Eukaryota, Metazoa, Chordata, Aves, Struthioniformes, Struthionidae. The record is from RefSeq and is a predicted model, not a curated record.